Messenger RNA from Oppia nitens, 882 nucleotides. RefSeq lists its product as uncharacterized. NCBI's taxonomy places the organism in Eukaryota, Metazoa, Arthropoda, Arachnida, Sarcoptiformes, Oppiidae. The record is from RefSeq and is a predicted model, not a curated record. Bases 112 to 882 code for a protein of 256 amino acids. The transcript is spliced from 4 exons.
AAUCCUUGACUUUUAUUUCGAUUUAUUUCAAUCAAAACCUGUUUUUUAUAAACACUUAAAAUCUCUUCAAAAAAACAAAUUGAAAUCAAAAACUUUCAAACUUUCGACAAAAUGCGAACAAAACUCUUUUUUCUUCUGCUUUUGUCCGUCGCUUUUCUGACUUCCGGUCAAAGACGAAGACCCGGAAGAAACCGAAAGUCGGGAAAACAGCCAAAUUGUCAUUUGAAAGAUAUCGAGAAGUGUUUGGAACCGUUGUCCAGUCUGAGCAAAAGCGACGACCCGACGGCCAUUCUGACGUCAUCGGCCGGUCUCGACCGACUUUGUGGAGCAAUCAAAAACCGUUUCGGGAAUUGUGUUCGAGAUUUCUUCAAGAAGUGCGGAACUCCUCUGCAUCGGGAAGUGUCGUCUCUGGUCGUGGAUCAGAUGUUGUCUCACACGAAACCAAUUUGUCAAAAAGGAUCUUCACGUGAAAAAUUCAUAAAAUCUUCGAAUUGUUUAAAUCGAAACGUUUUUUCGACAAAAACCGCAAAACAAGACUGCAAUCAAAGAUAUAUUUCGACUCUCAAUACCGCCGCCGCUCUCAACGACUCCUCAGUGUUGGCCAUCUGCUGUGGCUUUCGUUUUUGGCAGAAAUGCACCGAAGACUUGGCCGCGAGUCAGUGCGGGGCUGAGGGAGGCGUAGAAGGCGUUCGUUCGAUUGUCUCUCACGUCUUCCUGGAUCUGCCGAACCUGAGCUGUCCGGCAGAUCUCUUUGACUCGGAUUCGACUGAAUGUCAAUCAGUUAUCGCUGCGAAAGGAUCUAAAAAACAGAAACUGAAUUCCGACUCAGGAGUCGCCCGAUAUAAUGUCGCGCAUAUCUUCUCUUUCAUGUUUUCCGUUUAA